AUGUAUCGAGCUUUGAAUACUACUUACCGUUUAAGUAAGCGAUGGGUCUAUGGAAAAGAUGCUACCGACUUUAUAUUAUUAGAAAUCCAAGUGCAGAGAAAAACUCGUCGGAACAGCUUUGUCAUAUUAAUUAUCGAAUACGGAGUGAGGAAUCUGUUAGAACAACCACUACGCCCAGUACAUCUGAACAAUCGAUGCAACUUCAAAAGUCUCGACUCUCGAUCGUUUCUUACAGAACUCGCAAUCAAAUUUCAAAGAAUUUUAUUUAACCAGGAAUUGCCGAUUUGCGACAUUGUGGAUCCCAAUGAUAGGCGUUCGGCAACUUUCACAAAGAUAGAAGUCGAUGGAGUUGCUGGACAAUUGCCGCUCAAUUCAAUAUUGGCAGCAAUUAGCAAGAUAAUGUAUUUGCACAUAAUUCUUAAAAAUUUUCCAAUGCCAUGA
Paraglomus occultum is the source of this 441-nucleotide messenger RNA. The record is from the annotation of a GenBank genome assembly. Lineage: Eukaryota; Fungi; Glomeromycota; Glomeromycetes; Paraglomerales; Paraglomeraceae.